Messenger RNA from Staurois parvus, 342 nucleotides. The record is from the annotation of a GenBank genome assembly. NCBI's taxonomy places the organism in Eukaryota, Metazoa, Chordata, Amphibia, Anura, Ranidae.
AUGCAGACUGCUCCUACAAACAUUUGUAAAAGAAUGGGUCACUCUCAGGAGCUCAGUGAAUUCAAGCGUGGUAGCGUGAUAGGUUGCCACCUGUGCAAUAAGUGCCUCCGUGAAAUUUCCUUGCUACUAAAUAUUCCACAGUCAACUGUUUGUGGUAUUAUAACAAAGUCAAAGCAACUGGGAAAAACAGCAAGUCAGUCACAAAGUGAGUGAGGUCAGCGCAUGUUGAAGUGCACAGUGUCAUCAGAGUCAAUAGCUAAAGACCUCCAAACUUCAUGUGCCCUUCAGCUUAGCACAACAACAGUGCGUAGAGAGCUUCAUGGAAUGGGUUUCCAUGGCUGA